Molecule: messenger RNA, 12453 nt
Organism: Plasmodium adleri (nom. inval.)
Lineage: Eukaryota; Apicomplexa; Aconoidasida; Haemosporida; Plasmodiidae
Product: conserved Plasmodium protein, unknown function
Exons: 3
Coding region: 1-12453 (4150 amino acids)
Source: RefSeq, a predicted model, not a curated record
AUGAUAAGUAUUCAAACCGUGCAUAGUACAAAUAAGAUAAAUUUUUUAAUAAAAGGAAAAUUUAUUAAGAAUAAUGAACAAGAAUUACUACUAGCAGCAAAGGAUUGCUAUCUAGAGUUGCUGACAAGCAAUUAUGAAGAAAGCAUAUAUUUACAGAACACCUUUUUAAAAAUAAUAUUUUUACAAGCUGUCAAAAGUAAACACUUUGAUCGUUUUAUUGUGGUUGAUGAAAAAUUAAAUGUUCGUAUUUUAGAAUAUGAUAAUGGUUUUAUAGAAUAUUCUUUUAUUGAUAAUUUAUAUGUAGACAAUUUAAAGUUAUAUAAGAAAUAUUUGGAAAGCAAGAAGACAGAAAGUACUUGUUUUGUUAUAGAAGAGGAUUAUCACAAAUAUAUUAACAUAUGUAAUAUUAAUGAUAUCUUUUUUAUAUCUAUUGAAAAUAUUUUAUUUAUUAGACAAAUACAUUCACAUAUAUAUUAUAAUAAUUGUUUAAGUGAUGUAUAUGAUAAGAAUGAUAUAUCCAAAUUUGAAGUAUUAAAAAAUUAUAAUGAAAAAGAUAGAAUUAUUGAAGAUCCUUUUUUUUCUAAAAAUUAUAAAGAUGCUUCUUCUUCACAAUAUGAAGAGAAUAAUGAUACAUAUAAAUUCGAAGUUAAUAGAAUAAACAGAUUUUCUAUAUCUCCUGAUAAGAAGAGAGAAAAAAAAAAAAAAAAACAAGAAAAAAAUAUAUUCUAUGAGGAACCUAAUAAUAAUUUACAGGAACAAAAUUUAUUUGUAGAAUUCUGUAAAAAUAUAACAUUUAUAACAUAUUUAAAUAAGGAUAAGAAGAAGAAAAAAAAAAAAAAAAAAAAAAAAAAUAUAUAUAUUUAUAAGGAUCAUCAUUAUGAUCAUGUGAAAAAUCAUGAUGAUACAUUAGAAUGUUAUAAUAUGCAUGAUGUAUAUAUGAAUUUAAGAAAUGAGAAAAAUAUGAAUUAUUAUAAUGAGUUUGAUGAUAAUUGUUUGAGCGUAAAAAUCUGUUUCCUUGUAAAUUAUAUUAAAAAUAAUUUAGAUUGUGAUCAUUUUAUAAAAGAUGUUUUAUUCGCUUGUGAAAACGAAAAAGAGGAAAUGAAGAUAUUAAGAAAUAGAUUGAAAAAAAUGAAGAUAUUUAGAAAAGAAGAAUUAUGUUUAUUAAAAGAAUAUGAUAAAAAGAAAUAUAUACAUAUUGAUAUUGUAAAAAAAUAUUUAAAAAAAUAUAAAACAAAAAAUUUGUAUAGUGAUAAAUACUUUCAUAAUAUAUCAGAUAAUAAUGAUAAUGUUAUCAAAUUGUGUGACAUGUUUAAAUUAAUAAGUAAUUAUUAUUUUAAAAAAUUUUAUUGUGAUAAGUAUGAUUAUAUAUAUAUAACAUAUUUUAAAAAUAUAUUUCUAUAUAAUAAGAAAGGUUUUUUAGAUUGUUCUCAAGAAAGGAAUUUAUUAUUUUUAUUUCAAAUAUUUAUAAGAAUGAAAUUGUUGUUAUUCUUUUUUAUAUCACUCUUCUAUUCUAGUGCUAGAACAUUAUCUAAUAAUUUUGUAUACUUAAAAAGAGAGUUUAAAAAUUCAGAGAUAUUAUAUGAACUAUCACUUCAUUUAUACUUUUUUAAUAUUUUUGUUUAUCACCUAUUGAAUUUUUUUUUUACACAAAAUGAGGAAUAUACCAAUAAGGAGGAGACAAAAAAUAAAAAACGUAGCAUUUUAAGUGAACACUCAAAAAAAAAUGAUUAUAAUAAUAUGAAACAAUUCAAAUGGACAUCUGAUUGUGUUACCUCAAGAACAGAUGUAAUUAAUAAUAGAACGAUAGAUGAUAUACCUAAUGAUAAUAUUAUAAUGCAUAAUGAUAUUUAUUUUUAUAUAAAUCAAAAUUUAUGUUAUUUAUUCGAAAAUAUGAGUAAUCCAAAUAAUGAAAAGGAUCGUUCCUAUAAACAUAAUGAGAUAAACGAACAGAAUUAUAUGAACAACAACAAUAAUAAUAAUAAUAAUAAUAAUAUGAAUGAUAAUCAACACUUUAUUAGAUAUAAUAUGAGUUAUUAUUAUUUACAACUUUAUAAUAUGAUACACCAUAUCUUAAAUAUGGUAUCCAUAUCGAUUAAAUUGUUAGAAGACAUUAAUUUUGAUUAUUUAAAAUUUCGUAAAAAAAUAUUGAAGGAUUCAUUUUUAAAAAUGAAAAAAAGAAAAAUAAAAAACAAGAACGAUAUUUUAAUUAUUAUUUCUAAUAAUAAUGGUAGUUCAAAUGUACUAUUUUUAAAAUAUAAAAAUAAAGUUAAUAUGAAAAAUAAGAUGAAUAAGACAAAAUACAACAGAGUAAAAAAAAAUCAAAUGCCUGUUGUAUAUGGGUUACAUAAUUUAUUAAUACCUAUAGCUAAAUUAUCUUUACCACUAGAAAUAUGUAAAUUUGAAAAAAUUACAAAGAAUAUAUUUCUUUUGUUUACAGAAAAAAUUAUAUAUAUCUUUAAUUUUUCAUAUACAUAUGAUAUAAAAUUAAAAUUAUUGAAUUAUUUAAAUUGUUAUAAUAAUGUAUCAUAUUAUAUAAAUACCUUAGCAUUUAAAAAAAUCGUUAAGAUAGACAAUAAAAAAUUAGAUAAAAAAAAAAAUGAACAAAUUAUAUAUAAAGAUGUUGAUUGGUAUAUUAUAUCCAAAAAAUUUUCCAUAAGGGAUAAAAAUGAAUUUAUAGAAAAUUCUUAUGACAUGAAUAUUAAUAAGAGUGAAUUGAAAAAUAAGAAUAAUAUAUGUGAAUAUAAUUACUACAAUAAUUUUGAAUGUAUUAAACAUUUAAAAAAUAUUCCUUAUGUUGACAGUUUUUAUACAUAUAUGUUUAUUUAUUAUUACAAAUUUAAAAAAUACCAAGAUAUAUGUAGAUAUUCAUAUAUAAAUGAUAAAAUAUAUAAUAGCUGUUCCCUUUAUGACAUGACAAAAAAUUAUGAACAGUAUAAAGAUGAAUGUAAAGAGAGAAUAUGCAUAAUUGAUAAAAAAAAUUGUGAUCAAAAGUUUGAUAUUAUAUCAGAUGAUAUAAAAGGUAAAGAAAAAAAUAUAUGUAAUAAUAUAUAUUAUAAAGAGGAUAAAGAUAUUAGCAACAAAGAUGUUAAUUCCUAUUAUGAUAAUUUUUUAAAUAUAAAAAAAAAAAAAAAAAAGAAAAACGAUUCUUGUGUUGUAACUCUUAAUAUAAGUAAGGGAUUAUUUGAUGAAUUAUAUCAAAAUAGAAAAUAUCCCUUUCUAAAAAAAAUAAAAGACGCAAGUGAUAAUAAAAAGGUAGUUGAUAAUAAUAAUAAUAAUAAUAAUAAUAUAAAUGAUAAUAAUAAUGAUAAUAAUAAUAAUAAUAAUAGUAACAAUUGUAGUAAUUAUAUUUUUUAUGAUAAUCUUAAAUACCUUCGUAAAAUUAGGAAGAAAAAAUCAUAUAGCCAUAAAAUAAUUAAUACAUAUAAUUAUAUAAAUAAUGAAAAUAAUAUCAAAAAACAUACGUAUCAACAUUUCAGUGAUAAUAAUUUUUCAUUUAAUAAUAAAUCAUAUGAUAAUAAAAACAAUAUUUCUGUUAUAUCAUUAAAUUGUAAGAAAAAGGACAAGAAGAAGAAAGGACAGAGGAUAUUUCAUUUUUUUUCUGUUAUUAAACAAUAUCUAAUUAUAGAUAGAAAUAUAAAUGAUAUAUAUAUAAUUACGUUAAUAUAUGAUUAUCUUAAGAAUAAAGUUGUAAUAAAUAAAGAUGGUUUUCAAAAUUUUUAUAGUAUGGAUACAAACAGAUAUAUUGAACAAAUAAUGUCAACAAGUAAUAUAAUAUGUUGUAUAAAUCAAGAGAAUAAAAAAAAAAAAAAAAAAAUUAUAAUGCAACAAAGGGAUUCAACAAUAAAUAGGUUUAAUAGUAACAAUAAUAAUGAUAAUAAUAAAAUGCAUGUUAAAAAUACAGAUAUUAUUAAUAGGGAGACCAAAUUUUCUUCUAAUAAUUUUAAGAACAAAAAGAAUUGUUUCCAAAAAAAAGAAGAUAUUCAAGUUUAUUAUCUUUUAACCUUACACAAAAAAGAAUGUGAUGAGUUGUAUAUGUUAAAGUCAAACACAUUUAUAAAUACAAAUAUAUAUAAUAACCGAUUCAAAUCUAUCCAUUAUAUUAAACAUGUUUAUCGUUUUAAUAAAUUAAAAAGUAUAAAAGAUUUUAAAUAUAAUUGUAAUGUUACUUCUACACCUAAUUAUGUAGAUACUGAAAAAAGUAAUACCUCAUUGUUUACUUUGAGAAAUAAAGAAAAGGGGGAAAAAAGAAAUGAUUAUUAUAAAGAUGAAUUAUUUGAUAUAAAAAAAAUGAAGAGAAAUAUGUCAUAUAAAUUAAUGAUUCUAGAUAAAGCUAAUUCUAUAUAUAAUUUAAGUGUAGGAUAUAAUAUCUAUUUAAGUGAAAAAAAAAAAAAUAUAUCGAAUAUAAAUAUUUUGAACAGUACAUUUUUUUAUCUUCAUUUUAAUGACAAUGUUAAUAUACUUUGUUUUUCUUCUUAUUUAAAGACAACCUAUAUGUUAAUUAUGAAUAAUCAUAUAUCAAAAUGUUGUGAUAUGUGUAUGAACACAUUUAAUCAUAUGGACAAAAUAUAUAAAAAGAUGUGUAUACAUAAAAAUAAUGAAAAAAAAAAUGAAGAUAAUUAUGAUAGAAGUAGAUACAUAGAUGAGAAGUAUAUGAUAGAUAAAAAUAAUGAUAUGAGGAAUACCAAUUAUAUAAAUAAUAAUAAUUUGAAGAAUCCCAUAUUUUAUAUUUUAAAUGAUGAAGAUAUUCAAAGAUAUCAUUUAAUAAAAAACAACAUUUUAUUUAUACACUGUAUAUAUAAUGAAGAUAAUAAUAAUUAUAUAAUUUUAAUUUUAAAUAGAUAUAGUAUGAUUAUAAAUGUGUAUGAUAUUAUAAAUAAUAAUGAUAAUAAUAAUAAUAAUUAUUAUAUUCCUAUAAAAUUAAAUGAUACAUUCGAAAUAACCUUUGAUAACAGUAUAUUAUUUUAUUAUUAUGUAAAACAGUUCCUUGUAAUAUCGAAUAGUAAAAAUAUGGUAUUUUUAUUUUAUAUUGAUAUAAAAUCUAAUCGCUGUUUAUUAUUACAUUAUUUUCAUUGUAAUAAUAUGAUAUAUUCUUUAUAUAUGUUUACAAACUAUGAUAAGAUUUUAAGAAAAGAAAACGGAGGUAUUAAUAUAAACCCUUAUAUAUUAAUAUGUAUUGGUAUGAAGAGAGUAUGUAAGAUAUUUAUAUAUUUUUUAAAUAGGACAAAUAUGAAUAGUAUAAAUAAUAUGUGUGAUAAUAAAUGUGUAAAUAAUAUUUUUAAUUGUAUUUAUGAUCCUUGUCAAAAAUAUUAUAUAGAAAAAUAUAUUGAAAAUGAUCAAGAUAUAAUAAAACAUCGUGUAUCAUGUUUUAGAAUUUUUAAAAAACAAAAUAAAGAAAAUCAAAAGGAAUUAUUUAUAAUUAAUAAGAUGUAUAAAUAUAUAAUUGAUACAUUUAAUAAUGAUAUAAUAAUUACUGCUGUAUGUAAAUUAAAUAAUUUUCUUCUAGUUGGAUGUAAUAAUGGUAGUGUGAAAGUAUAUGAUAUAUUUCAAGAUAUUAAUAAAAAAGGAGCACAUAAUUUUGCAUUGAAUCAUUUAUUUUUGGAUUCAUUUAUUUUAUAUAAAAGUCAGAGAAAUAUAACAAAAAUAUAUGACGAAUUUGUUGUAGGAGACGGAUGUGUGGUUUUUCUUAAGAUAUUUAAAAAUAAAAGAGUUCAUAUAAACUACAAAUGUGACAGCCAUCAUAACAAUAAUAUGUUAUAUGACCAUCAAGCAAAAAUAUAUAAAGAGAAACAAAAAAAAAGAUUAUAUGUUAAAAAAAAUUAUUAUGUUAUAGCAGCAUGUGAAAAUAAAUUCUAUCUUUUUUUAUCCACCAAAAUUAAAGAAAAUAAACAUUCUUACCAGAACAAUAAAAGCAACAACAAUGAUAAUAAUAUUAAUAAUAAUAAUAAUAAUAAUAAUAAUAUUAGUAGUAGUUAUACUACUAUUGGUGGUGAUUAUUUAAAGAAAAAUGAACUUAUAUUAUUUAAUAAAAUGAAAAUUAAUAUUGAUGAAUUUUUUAAAAAUAUUUUUAAUAUAAAAAAUGAAGAGCAAAUCGAAGAUUUAAAAAAAAGCAAAAAGAAAGAAACAGAUGAGGAAAAAAAAGACAAUAUAAAAGAAAAUCACAAUAAAAAUCACAUAGAAGAAGAAGAAAAGAAAAAAAAAAAACAAAAAAAAAAAAGAAAAAAAGAGGAAGAAAAAAAUGAGGAAGAUUACUUGGAUAUUCUGAAUCAUGAAGGUUUUAAGGAAGGACGCAUUAAAAAUAGAAAUAUAUUCCUUAUGCAAUUAAUAUUUACGAAAAGAAAAAGUAAUAAAAAUAAUAAAAGUAAUAAAAAUAAUGAAAAUAAUAAAAUACAUCAUAAUUCACAUAGUAAUAUCCCCUUAAUCCAAUCAUCAACAUGUGAAAAAAUUAAUUAUUUAAAUUUAAAAUGUGAUGAAAAUAAAAAGGUAAAUAUGGAUGUAGAAGAAAUAAAUGAGAAACAUAAUUAUAAUAAUAAUAAUGAUAAUCAUAUUAAUUAUGAUUAUAAUGAUAAUCAUAUUAAUUAUGUUUAUAAUGAUAAUCAUAUUAAUUAUGAUUAUAAUGAUGAUUAUUUUUUUGAUAUGCAUAAUAAAGUUUUUAAGGCUCAUCCAAAUAUUAACCCUAGAAACAUGAUUGUAAUAAAAAAUUAUAAUACAGAAGGAAAUAUAAUUUUUGACAUUAUACUAUCUAUAAAUAAUAAUUUAUAUUUUGGUGUUAUUAAAGAAAAAAAAGACAUAUUUAAUUAUAAAAAUGUGAAUACAUUUAAAAAUAUGAAUAUACAAAAAUUUAUUAAAUGUAACUCUUUGAAUGAUCCAUUAAAAUAUUAUUUAGAAAAUUCAUUUAUUUAUGAGAAAGAUAAAGAAAAGUAUAAAAACAAAACUUUUUUUAAUAAAUAUGAUAAAGAUAAUAUUGUGGAUACAAAAAAAUCUUUUCACAACAUGGAUAUAUACUACAAUAAUCAAAUGAAACAUUCAAGAGAUAAUAUAUUUCUUAAUAAAAAUAUAAAUAAAACAAAUUAUAUAAAAGAUACAAAGAAUCUUAGUAUGAAAAAAAAAGUAGGAUUCUAUUGUAAUAAUAAAAAUAUGUAUCUUAAAAUAAAUCAUAAAAUAAUAAAACCAUAUGACAAUAAUAUCGUUCCACAUAUAUCAGAAAUAAAUUUGAAUAGAAAUUAUAUGAUUCAUGAAUUAUAUAAUAUAUGUAAUUCAAAAGAAAAAGAUGAAAUAAUUAAUUGUGUAGAAAAUAUAUUAGAAGAAAAUCAAAUGAAAUUAGAACAUAUGCAUAAUAAAAUUAAUAAAAAUCUUUGUAAAUUAUAUGAUGAUAGUUUAGAAGAUGAUAAUGAAUCUUUAUUAUAUAUAUAUAAUAUAUUAUUUUUAGAGGAUAAUAAUAUGUUUUCUCAAAAUAAACAUAUUUUAUAUCUUAUACGUAAUCAAUAUAAAAACUAUAAUAAUUAUAUAUAUCCGCUCAUAUUUUUUAAUAUAAUAAAUAAAAAAUAUAAUUUGAAAUAUUUCUUUCAAAAUAAUUUGAUAAGAAAUAAUGUAUUUUUUCAACAUAAUAUAUAUGAUACAAAUUAUCUUUCUAACAUUUCAAAGAAUUUUAUUAUAAAUGUGAAACAAGAUUUGUGUUCAAUUUUUAAACAAUUAAAUUAUAAUAUUAAAGUAAAUGGUCACAGUAUGAUGGUAUUAGAAGAUUAUAUGCAAACUGGUUUAAAUAAUCAUAACAAAGAAAUAAAAGAUAUAGAAAAAAUUGAAGAUAUAGAAGAAAUUGAAGAUAUAGAAAAAAUUGAAGAUAUAGAAAAAAUUGAAGAUAUAGAAAAAAUUGAAGAAGUAGAAGAAAUACAAAAUAAAAGGGGACAGCAAAAUUGUAAUACAAACAAAAAUGCUAUUGAAAAUACAAAAGAAAUAUUACAUAUUUCUAAUCACAAUAACUUAUCCAUAUUAGUAGAUGACAAUAUAAAAAAUACAAAAAAAAAGAAAAACGUGUUAGCAGAUAAUUCUUGUAGUGUUAAUAAAAAAAAGCAGAAAAAAUCAAAAGAAAACAACUCCAUCCUUUAUGAGAAGAAUGUUAGUAUUUAUGAUGAUAAUAUGAUUAGAAGAUCGGACCAUGAUAUAUAUUAUAAUAACAUCAAUAAUAAUCAUAAUAUGUUUAAUCAUAUACAUCAUUGUUAUAAUGAAAAGGAUAUAAAUGAAUAUAAAACGGAUGUUCCAUUUUUUGAUACAACAAUAUAUAAUGAUAAUAGGAAUAAAAAUAUACAUAUGGAAAAAAAAGAUAUGAACAAAAUUGAAGUAAAUGAACAAAAUAAUGAAAAGAGCUUCUCUUCUUUUUUACAUUAUAUUUCUCUUCUCCUUAAUAAAAAAAAAGAAAUUUCAAACAAACGUAAUGUGUGUCAUUAUAUUUGUGGUAAUGAAGAUUUAAGAUGUAUAUAUGAUAGUGUUACAAAAAAAAUAAAUGGUUUUAACGACGAUAUAAUAUAUAAGGAUAAUUAUAAUACAUAUGAAGAAAAAAAAGACAUAAGUACUAUAUAUGAUAAACAUGAUAAAUAUGUUGAAUAUCAUACUACUUCACAACUUAAUAAUAACCAUUUAUAUCAUAAAAAGAGAGGAACUACUUCCAAUAACGUCAUAGAUAAAUAUAAACAAGAAAGAGAUGAAUCCAUAAAAUUUUUAAUUAUGCAUUUAAAAGGUAGCAAAUAUAAUUUUAGUAAUGUGACGGAAUAUACAAAAAUUGUAAACCAAAAAAAAAAUAAUAAUAUUUAUAUAAAUAAUGAUACUUUUAUUUUAAAGAAAAAGAUACCACAAGAUGAUUUUUAUAAUAAAUACCAUAAGAAUGAAUCUGAUAUCAUAAAUAAAGUAUCAUACAUGUGUAAUAUAUAUUUAGAGAGAAAAAAAAAAAAAAGAAUAAAAAUUAAUAAGAAACAUAUUUAUAAGAAAAAAUAUUAUUAUUAUUAUUAUAAAGUUAAAUAUACUAAAGGAAGAAGAAAACGUCUUAAACUUAAUAUUUCAAAAGAUAUAUCAUCUUAUAGUUUAAAAAAUAAAGAAAAAAAGGGAAAAAGGAAAAAUAAUGAAGCGUAUGGUUGUCUAUUAAUAUUUUUAAAUAAUAUAAGUUAUCAUGUUAAGCAUUUAACGAUUUGUAAAUUAAAAAAAAAAAUUAAUUAUAAACUAAAUUUUUGUUCGGAUGAUAUUUUUUUUAUACUCAAGUUUUCUUAUAAUUAUGUAUAUCUGUUAAAUAUUCAAAAAAAAAAAAAUGUAUCUUUUUGGGUUAAUAUAAAACAUAUACAUAAAAAUAUGAUGAUCCUCAAAAUGGUAGAUACAAGAAAAUAUAAAAAUAUAAAUAAAAAUAAAUAUAAAAAAAUAUAUAAAAAUAUACAUCAAAAUAUAUAUCAAAAUAUACAUCAAAAUAUACAUCAAAAUAUACAUCAAAAUAUACAUCAAAAUAUACAUCAAAAUAUACAUAAAAAUAUACAUCAAAAUAUACAUCAAAAUAUAUAUAAAAAUAUAUAUACAAAUGACAAAGACAAUAUAUGCUUGCAACAUAUAUCAGGCAAUGAUGUGAAUGAUAAAUAUAUAUCAUAUUUUUCACCUUAUUAUUAUGAACAAAGGAAUGACAUCAUGAAAGAGAUUUUUUGUAAGACCCCAUGUUGUAGUGUUGAAGAUAAUCAUCAUAUGGUAGUUUUAAAAAAUAUCAAGAGAGAAAAUAUGAUGAAGCAUUUUUUUAAAAAUAAGAAUAAUAUAAUUCCUUUAUAUUAUUUAAGCAGAAAUAUGAGAAAUGUUAAAGUGUUUAUGAAUAAGUAUAUUAUAUAUACAGAAGAAAAUAAUGUUAUUAUAUUAAAAAUUAGAUUAUCUAAAGUUCAUAAAAAGAAAAAUAAAAACGAAUAUAAUAAAAGGAUGAAUUGUAUUAUCAAUGAAUAUUUAAAAGUAUUUAAAUGUGAAAAGAAUAUAAAUGCUCACCAAAAAGAACAAAAAGAUAAUAAUAUAAAAAUGUGUAAUAUAUUUAAGACUCUAUUAAAAAAUCAAAAAAUUGUAAAGAUAAAAAAGAAACAAAAAAAUAAUAUCAGUGAAAAUGAUUAUUUAUUAAGUUUGAUGAAAAGUAAGAAAUCUACUUUAAGAAGGUUAGAAAAUUGCAAUGAAGAAGAACAACAAGAAAUUGAUUCGGAUUAUCAUAAUGAAGAAAAUGAAGAAGAUGAAGAAAGUGACGACAAUAGUGAUGUGAGUCUAUGUGAAGAAGAAAAUGUAGAUAAUCAUAUAGCUAAUUAUGCACAUACAUAUGAAAGUUAUAGUAUUAUUGAAACCUCUACAUUUUUUUGGAAAGUGUAUCAUCAACCUGAAAAUUUUAAUUAUAUGAAAAAAAAAAAAAAAAAAAAAAAAAAAAAUUACUAUUCAAAAUUGUCAAAGUAUAUUUUUGAAAACCAUUUUAAUUAUAAAGAAAAAGAAUUUUUUUGUAAUUUAAAUUAUGAAGUUGUUGAAUAUUAUAAAUAUGCUGAAAAUACCGAAUUUAUUAAUGAUUUACAAGUAUUUGAAAAUAAAAUAUUAAUAAUUACAUCAAAAUAUAUUUCUCUUUAUAUUUAUAUAGAAGAAAAAAAUGAAUUUGUUUUAUUAUGUUGUAAUCUUUUAUCAAAUAUUAAUAAUAAUAUAUGUAUAAAUGACAAAUAUAAUAAAGCAUAUAUUUAUCCAAAUAUGUUUGAUUUUAUUAAAGUAAUAUCUGAGAAAUAUAUUACAUUAUAUCAAAUGAUUAAUAGUAAAAAUUUAAUAUAUAUAGCUAGCUUAAAAUUUAUGAAUAAUAUUAAAUUUAUUUUUGAAAAUAAAUUAUUUUUUAAUAUUAUGGGAUAUAAUUUAAAUAUAAAUAAAAAUGACAAUAUAUUAGAAAGUGUGAGAAAAUAUCAUAAAUAUUAUUCAAGUUAUUUCAUAGUAGAUAAAAAAUAUAAUAAUAUAUUUAAUAUAUAUUAUACUUGUUUAAAGGAUAAAAAUGAAAAGUUUAAAGAAACCAAAGAAGAAGAAGAACAUCAACAACAACAACAACAUAAUUUAGAAAAUCAAAAUAAUAAUUAUUUUUAUGAUGAAAAUAGACAUAUAGAAAUAUGUUACGAUUUGAUGUUAUUUUUUCAAUUAUUAAUAAUAGCAAAAGAGAUAAAUAAAAAAAAUUAUUAUAAUAUAAUGAGUAUAAAAAAAUGGAAAUCAUAUUUAAAAAAAUAUAUGUAUAAUAAUAGUGAUGAAAAAAAUAAUAUAUAUGAAAAUCACAACAAUAAUAAUAAUAUAUAUGUAAAAUAUAUUAAUAUUUUAAAUAUAUUUAUUGAUCGAAUAUUUAUGUCAUUGAAUAAAAAAAUAAUUUUUUUCAAAAAUGUGUAUAAAAAUAAAUCGUUAAAACAAUUUUUCUUAGAAUUAAAAUUUAAAGUAUUUAAUCGAUUAUUAAAAUUAAAUUCAUAUGAAUUCUCAGAUGGAAAAAAUGCCAUAGAUAUAUUAAAUGAUAUAUAUGAACAAAAAUGUAAUAGAAGUAUGUCUUAUUUUUUCCUUAUGAAUAUUAUAAGAGAUUAUUAUGAUACUUUUAAUUGUCAACCUUAUAAUAUCAAAUUUUAUGAGCAACAUAUAAAUAAUGAAAAAAAUAUAUGUAAACCAAAUGAAAGUAAAAAUGAAAAAAAAAAUGUUGAUAAUAUUCAUAACCAUUUCAAUGAAAAUAAUAUAAAUAAGAUGUCUCAUAUUUUCAAAUAUAAAAAAUACUUAACAAACAAUUUUCAUAACAGAAAUAGCCAAUUAAAACAAUAUAAUCUAACGAACAGAUUAAAAACAUUUGAACAUAAUAUCAUACAAAAUAUAAAACAUGUGAAUCAAUAUCGUAUGGAUAAUAUAUAUAAUUAUAAUGAUAUAAUAAAAAAUAAUGUGAGAGAUAAUGUUUAUUAUAAUAUUGACUUUUAUCAUUUUAUAGAUAAUAAUUCUUUUAGGAAUAUAAAAAAUUAUAAUAUGAAAUAUAAUAAUAUGAAAUAUAAUAAUAUGAAAUAUAAUAAUAUGAAAUAUAAUAAUAUAAAAUAUCAUAAAAUUAAAUAUAAUAAUAUUAAAUAUAAUAAUAUACCAUAUAAUAACAACUUAUUAUUAUGCAAUUAUAAUCAAUAUAAUAAAAAUAACAUUAAAAAUUCACUUUAUUUCACAUAUUUACAUUUUCUUAUUUAUAUAACUAAUCAUCCAUAUAUUUUUUUCCAUAUCAAAAAAUAUUUACAUUUUCAUAACUUAUCUACAAAUUUGAUAAAAAAUAAAAUAUAUUAUUUUAACAUGGAUCUCUUAAAUAUUAUUUUCAAUUUAGAUAACAGAGCUUUAGAAGAAUUAAAAAAUAUUUUAACCUUCUUUCCUUCUAAUCCAUCUAUUGACGAGAUAUUUAGAGCAGUUCAUUUGUUGUCUAUGCCUUUUUGUCAUACAUAA